AUGUCAUACUACGUCCUGACACUUCUACUAGGAUUAUCAGGAUAUAUCAACGCACAAACGACGAGACCCCCACCAACAUGUGACUAUUACAUGACUUGUCAAACAGCUUUGAAUAAUGAGCUCAAUCUUACCAAUCCUCAACCGUGGUUUUACCCGGAAGAGUUCAGGAACCAGGUGGAGAAGUAUUAUCAGCAACAAGGACCUACUGGAUUGAGAACUGUUUGCAAAGCAUUCCGGCACUUCAAAGGAUGCAUGGGAAACGAAUACUCGGCAUGUAUGACACCAUCGUACUUCGUUACCGCUUCAGUACCAACGUUGAAAUCCUAUCAGUUUGUGAGCACAUUUAACCAAAUGCACUAUGUUUGUGGAGGAGGGAUGCAAAUCUAUAUGGAUAACGAAGAUUGUAUGUCGAGUACAUGGGGUGGUGAAACUGGGCAACAGUUAAACGCUUGUCGUUACAAUUUUGAACAAAAAAGCGAUGUUGCACCUGACAACGCAUGCUUCCUGGCAAACACAUUUUCGUCAUGCUUCGAACAACAAUUCCAGCAAGGAUGUGGUGUAAAUGCUCGAGAUACACAGUUUUGGGGAUGUGAAUACGCUCGAGUGGAGGUGUUCACUCGUUUCCCUCAAUGUGAUAUCAGUUGUGUUUUACCAUAUGCUGGAGGUAUCAUCGGUUAA
This is a messenger RNA of Necator americanus (New World hookworm), 678 nucleotides long. RefSeq lists its product as uncharacterized. The record is from RefSeq and is a predicted model, not a curated record. NCBI's taxonomy places the organism in Eukaryota, Metazoa, Nematoda, Chromadorea, Rhabditida, Ancylostomatidae. The coding region runs from base 1 to 678 and encodes 225 amino acids. The transcript has 7 exons.